Molecule: messenger RNA, 1336 nt
Organism: Apaloderma vittatum (bar-tailed trogon)
Lineage: Eukaryota; Metazoa; Chordata; Aves; Trogoniformes; Trogonidae
Gene: LMBRD1
Product: LMBR1 domain containing 1
Exons: 13
Biological process (GO): protein localization to vacuole
Cellular component (GO): vacuolar membrane
Source: RefSeq, a predicted model, not a curated record
UGUCUUCUCCUGUGUGUUUCAGGCUAUACUGAUUUUCUGCUGGGUUUAUGUGCGCAAGUAUCAGAGUCGGCGGGAAAGCGAAGUGAUUUCGACCAUAACGGCGAUCUUUGCGUUGGCAGUUGCUCUGAUCUCGUCAGCACUACUACCAGUGGAUAUCUUUUUGGUUUCGUAUAUGAAAAACCAAAAUGGUACAUUUAAGGCCUGGGCUGAUGCAAAUGUUUCAAGACAAAUUGAAGACACUGUACUUUAUGGAUACUACACUUUGUACUCCAUCAUACUGUUCUGCGUCUUUCUGUGGAUUCCCUUUGUCUAUUUCUAUUACGAAGAGAAGGAAGAAGACAAUGGCGACACGUGCUCACAGGUUAAAACUGCACUCAAAUAUACUCUGGGAUUCAUCACAAUUUGUGCAGUUCUUCUCUUAAUUGGUGCUUUUGUUCCUUUGGAUAUUCCCAACAAGAAGAAUUCCACAGAAUGGGAGAAAGUGAAGCUCCUAUUUGAAGAAUUUGGAAGUAGUCAUGGCUUGACUGCUCUUUCAUUUUCCAUUAGUUCCUUGACUGUGAUUGGAAUGUUGGCAGCCAUCACUUACACAGCUUAUGGAAUGUCAGCUUUGCCCCUAAACUUGAUUAAGGGAACUACCAGUGCAGCUUACGAACGUUUAGAGAACACUGAAGAUAUUGAAGAAGUAGAACAACGUUUAUUACGGAUUAAAUCAAAGUGCAGAGAUGGUCGACCUCUGUCAUCAAGGGAUAGACGGACUGUACAACAGCUAGAAGAGAGGCUAAGGACACUUCGAAGAAGAGAGAGACAUCUGGAAUCUAUUGAGAAAAGCUGGUGGACAAAGUUCUGUGAAGCCAUCAGACCUCUCAAGAUUGUAUGGGGAGUAUUCUUCAUCAUCGUGGCACUGCUCUUUACUGUGUCUCUGUUCUUGUCAAAUUUGGACAAGGCUCUGCAUUCAGCUGGAUUUGACUCGGGAUUUAUAAUUUUAGGAACUAAUCUGACCAAUCCAUUGAAUAUGUUGUUGCCUAUUCUUCAAACAGUUUUUCCACUUGAUUAUAUUCUCAUAACAACUAUUGUCAUGUACUUCAUCUUCACUUCAAUGGCAGGGAUUCGAAAUAUGGGUAUAUGGUUCUUCUGGACAAGGCUUUAUAAAAUCAGACGAGGAAAAACUCGACCUCAAGCACUCUUGUUUCUCUGCAUGAUACUUCUGUUGAUAGUUCUUCAUACAAGUUACAUGAUCUACAGUCUUGCCCCUCAGUAUGUAAUGUAUGGAAGCCAGAAAUACCUAGUACAGACAGAUGAAACAAUUGAGCUGGAGCAGUUGGGAAAAUGGAUUUAA